Telopea speciosissima is the source of this 689-nucleotide messenger RNA. Its product is annotated as protein PYRICULARIA ORYZAE RESISTANCE 21-like. The transcript is spliced from 3 exons. Lineage: Eukaryota; Viridiplantae; Streptophyta; Magnoliopsida; Proteales; Proteaceae. Gene Ontology annotation, biological process: regulation of defense response to fungus. Bases 42 to 689 code for a protein of 215 amino acids. The record is from RefSeq and is a predicted model, not a curated record.
GAUCACUACUCUACUCUCACCACCUCUCGAACCCGUCAACAAUGGCGGACAAGGUGUACACGAUAGUGAUGCAGGUUGAUCUUAACUGCCCACUCUGCUACAAGAAGAUUAAGAAAACCCUCAGCAGAUACCGUGAGAGAUAUCAAAUACAAAAAGAGGUAUUCGAUGAGAAACAGAACACCGUCACCAUCAGUGGCCUCUUCUGCCCCAAUAAACUCUCUAAAAAGCUCUGCUACACAGCUAGUGAAUCCAUUAAGGGCAUCAAAAUCCUCGAGAAAAACCCUUCAGAGCCGAGUAAACUCAAACCCUCCAAUCCCGAUCCACCACCGCCUACGGCCGCCGCCGACCCUCCCAAGAAGGUUACUUUUGUGGUUCCUCUGCUUGAAUCUGAUCCACCCAAACUUAAGCCAGUCCCGGCCCCCAAAGAACCCGAUCCAAAACCGAUCAAAACACCUGAAUCGACUCCAGCAGUUCCUGAACUGGCCUAUCCACCGGUCCAACCGAUAGGUGUGCGUUAUGAGGGGUAUGGAUGGGGACCGUAUCAUCAAGGUUAUGGAUGGCCACCGCCAUACUAUGAUGGAUAUGAUAGACCGCAACGAGGGUAUGAUGGGUAUGGGAGGCAGCGUUACAUAAGCCCCUGCUGGCAAUACUUUAGCGAAGAGGACCCAAAUUCAUGUACCAUCAUGUGA